Molecule: messenger RNA, 1222 nt
Organism: Amaranthus tricolor (Joseph's coat)
Lineage: Eukaryota; Viridiplantae; Streptophyta; Magnoliopsida; Caryophyllales; Amaranthaceae
Product: GDSL esterase/lipase At4g16230-like
Exons: 5
Coding region: 51-1169 (372 amino acids)
Molecular function (GO): hydrolase activity, acting on ester bonds
Source: RefSeq, a predicted model, not a curated record
UAUUUCUCAAAAUUAAUACCCAAUUCUUAUUCAAUAUUGAGAUAUUGAAAAUGGGUAUUUUUCAAAAUAAUCAAAAAACAUUAAUUUUCUUUAUAGUUUAUUGUUCAAGUAUGAUUAGUAAAAGUAAUGGUAGAAUGAAUGGAAGAGAAGAGGGAAUAGCAAAUUUUGUAUUUGGAGAUUCGUUAGUAGAUGCGGGAAAUAACAACUAUAUAAUGUCAUUGUCUAAGGCAAAUUAUGCGCCUAAUGGUGUUGAUUUUGGAAUGCCCACUGGAAGAUACACUAAUGGCCGAACCAUUGUUGAUAUCAUAGGGCAGCAGCUUGGAUUAGGAGGGUAUACCCCACCAUACUUGGCUCCAACCACAAGAGGAGGAAUCAUUUUGAAAGGGGUCAAUUAUGCUUCUGGUGGUGGUGGCAUCCUUAACCAAACUGGCAACAUUUUUGGUGGAAGGUUAAAUAUGGACGCACAGUUAGACAACUUCGCCAAUACAAGGGAAGAACUCAUAAACAGGAUAGGAGAAGAAGGAACAAGGAGACUUGUUAAUAAAGCUUUGUUUUCAGUAACAAUGGGAUCCAAUGAUUUUAUCAAUAACUACUUAACUCCAGUUAUCUCAAGACUAGAGCAAGAGAUGAUCACUCCGGAAGCAUUCGUAAAUGCAAUGAUAUCAAGAUAUAGACUACAACUCACGAGAUUGUAUAAUAUCGGAGCAAGAAAAAUAGUAGUGGUAAAUGUGGGACCAAUUGGAUGCAUUCCUUAUGAAAGAGAUUUGAAUCCAUCAGCAGGCAAUGAUUGUGUUGGAUUCCCUAAUCAACUUGCUCAAUCCUUUAAUCUUCAAUUAAAGAGCCUUAUUAAAGAGUUAAGCACCAGCCUUCCGGAAUCUCUUUUUGUUUAUGCUGAUGUUUAUCGUAUUGUCUCUCACAUCCUCUUAAAUUACCGAUCAUACGGUUUUGAGAAUGCAAAUUCAGCAUGUUGUUCAGCGAGUGGUCGUUUUGGGGGUUUAAUUCCUUGUGGGCCAACCUCAAAUGUUUGCAAAGAUAGAUCAAAAUAUGUGUUCUGGGACCCUUAUCAUCCUUCCGAUGCUGCUAAUUUGCUUAUUGCCAAACGUCUCAUUGAUGGUGACUCUAAUGAUAUUUCACCUAUUAAUAUUCGACACUUAAUUAAUUAUAAUUAGGAAAAUUAAUAUAGCUAUAAGGGUUUUAUAUAUGAAAAAAUUUUGUAUUUUUA